ACAUUUUAAAUUAUUAAAACUCCAAAUUGCUCGCUUAAAAAACCGUACACUUCUGUAAAAUAGUUAAUUGAAUGGACUUACAGUCUGAGUUCAUGAAAACAGGCGACCCUGUUGUAUGAAUAAAAAUUUUUUUUUUUGAAUAUAUAAUUGUUUAAAGAAAAUAUUUCCAUAUCAAGAAAUGCAGUUAGUACCAAAAUACGUUAAUUGUUAAAAAGUUUAAACAGAAGUGCGAUGAGAUUGCAAAAAAAAAACUGUGUUUGUCAUCCAAAUAGAGGGUAUUUUUUGAAAAUAUAGAGCGUCUCACACCAUAAUCACCAGAAGUCAAAAGAUGUUCAAAUGUUAAAGCUGACAGUACCCACUUCCACUUCCUCUUUUUUUUGUUGUGGUUAAGUUCAGCUACACAUUUUUGGUGUUUGGUUUUCAAGUUACUAGGCUUUGCCAUUUGCAUUUGAGCACCACGCGUUUGUUUUCUAAUGAACAACAUCGACAGCGCUGCACAGUAUCCAAGAUGGACCAAAUUUCUGGUUUUAGCGGGUAUUGUCACAGUUAUAGGCUGUUCCACACCCGUAGGUUACAAUAUAGGUGUCGUGAACACGCCCGGAUAUGUGAUAAAACGAUUUUGUAACGAAAGUGUCCUUGCAAGGUUCAACGUUGAGCUGACCGAAGGCCGACUGGACUUUUUGUGGUCAUUUAUAGUGGCCAUAUUCUUAGUGGGCGGAGCAGUCGGUUCUCUGAGCGGAUCCGUAACGGCGGAUAAAAUCGGAAGAAGAAGCGGUUUAAUCGUAUCUUCGAUUUUAGGUAUAGCAGGGGCGCUACUGUUUGUGACCUCCAAACCCGCGAACUCGGUUGAAAUGCUUGUGAUUGGUCGCAUUUUUGUGGGCCUUUCCUCGGGCUUAAUAACGACUAUUAUGCCAAUGUAUCUGAUGGAACUCUCACCUCCUGAUUUGAAGGGCGCUUCGGGGGCUUUGUGCCCUUUGGGGGUUACCACGGGAGUAUUGUUGGGACAGAUUUUAUCAACAAAAGCGAUAUUAGGCAACGAAAGUUAUUGGCACUAUUGUCUGGCCUUUUUUGGGCUCCUUCAGAUGGUGUGCGCUUUUGUAAUUCCAUUUCUACCCGAGAGUCCUAAGUAUUUGUUUGUUAUAAGAGAUCAGCCCCAGUUGUCUUUAAAAGAGUUGCAAAGAGUCAGAAAUAUUGAUGAGGACAUGCUAAUCCAAGAGAUAGAGGAACUAAAAAAAGAAAAACAGCAUAACCUAGAAAAGGGAGAGGAUUGGAAUAUCGCGAAGGUUAUUCGUAGCGAAUCACUUUUGCUUCCGCUAUUGUUGAUUUGUUCGCUACAAGCCGGGCAGCAGCUCAGUGGUGUGAACGCUGUGUUUUAUUACUCGACGGAUAUAUUCAAAGGUGCAGGGCUCUCUGCUAGUAGCAGCGAAUUAGCUACAAUUGGUGCCGGUUGUUGUAACAUAUUUAUGGCAAUACUGUCGGUUCAAACCAUGUCGUGGUUUAAGAGACGUGCGGUCCUUCAGAUAAGUUUACUCAGUUCCACGUUUUUUUUAGUGCUGCUGGGGCUGUCGAUAUCUUACAUGGACUAUUAUAGCUGGAUGCCUUAUUUGUGUGUAGCGGGAGUACUCGGUUACGUACUGAGUUACGGUCUGGGUCUCGGCCCUAUCCCUUAUUUCGUUGGUUCCGAACUAUUCGAGGUUGGUCCCCGAUCCUCCGCUAUGGCAUUGGGCAGUAUGGCGAACUGGGGUGGUAACUUUUUAGUCGGCCUCACAUUCCCUACUCUAAAGACUGCUAUCGGAGCUACCUCGUUUUUUAUAUUCGCCGCGUUCGUAAUUGCCUUGUUCGUAUUUGUCAGGAUAUAUCUUCCCGAAACAAAAGGCGUCGAGGCAGCCGCCAUUUCUAAACUUGUAGAAAACGGUUUUAAAUCGAAGUCUUUGAGGCCGCAGCUCGUCGAUCGGGUCGAAAUGAGCGGCGCAAUAGAAAAAUUUUCAUGAAAAUACGAGUUUUUAGGAUCGAUUCUUCUCGUUAAAGUUUUGUUUUUAUUCCAUGACACUGUGUUCGAAAACAAGCUAAUAAACGAAACUAUAAUGAAUUUGAGUUUAGUGCCCUCUAUCGAUCCGGGUUUCGCUUUUGGAAAUCGCAGCGCCUUCUAGCGGUGGG
Messenger RNA from Cylas formicarius (sweet potato weevil), 2157 nucleotides. RefSeq names its product solute carrier family 2, facilitated glucose transporter member 3-like. The transcript is spliced from 9 exons. The coding region runs from base 474 to 1991 and encodes 505 amino acids. Gene Ontology annotation, biological process: monosaccharide transmembrane transport. Gene Ontology annotation, molecular function: hexose transmembrane transporter activity. Gene Ontology annotation, cellular component: membrane. The record is from RefSeq and is a predicted model, not a curated record. Lineage: Eukaryota; Metazoa; Arthropoda; Insecta; Coleoptera; Brentidae.